Molecule: messenger RNA, 1962 nt
Organism: Conger conger (European conger)
Lineage: Eukaryota; Metazoa; Chordata; Actinopteri; Anguilliformes; Congridae
Product: Ferritin, lower subunit-like
Exons: 4
Coding region: 970-1512 (180 amino acids)
Biological process (GO): intracellular iron ion homeostasis; iron ion transport
Cellular component (GO): cytoplasm
Molecular function (GO): ferric iron binding; ferrous iron binding
Source: RefSeq, a predicted model, not a curated record
GAUUGAAAACGACAGUGCGCGUGCAGAUUUUGUGUAGCCCAAUAGUUAAUGGUAAGUACGAUUAAACGAUGAAACAGAUGCAGAGGUUCACAUAUAUAUUACUAGGUAGCAAUACAUUAUUUGUAGGUUUUUUCUGAAUGUUAUCAUAGGUUCAUAUCCUCAGUAGCUCGCGAACGUAGCUAGCUAAUGUUAGGUAUCUAAUGUACGUAGCAAAUAACAAAGGUUUUUUCUAGCUUGCUAGCGUUUACAAACGUUUUGGUACUAAAUUAAUGUAGCCAGUUUCGUGCGUCAUAACGCAGACUACUGUACAAGUAACUUCUUGUUACCUGAAUUAACUUAGUGAAUACAAUUUCAUAGCCUAAAGAUUUAGCUAUGUAACCAACGGUUUCUUUUUUUCAAGUGAAUUGUUGCUGUGUUUUCCCGUUCCAACUUGUUUGAGACUUGAGGCAGGGAGGUCUACCUACUGUCUGUAUCUAAAUUAUAGUGUGCGUCAGCAUACAGCAUGUUGUUUGUGUCCAAAAGUCCAUGUGCUAAGAUUGAAAUUGAACCUUCGUCUAGCUCCUAGAUUAAGGGUUUUUUGAACUCCGUUAACAUGUCAUAAUUAAACUCUGAAGGGUGAGGCUUUCGAAAGGAGCAGUAGGAACACGAGGGGGACUUUGAGAAGGAGUUGAAGAAGGAAUAGGGUGAUGCUUUACUCUCUGUCCCAGAAGCUGCAGCCGCUUUUUACAGAAAUUUUCAGGUGCUGUUUUAUUAAUGGAAAUGAUUUCUUUCCAUUAUAGUCUAGUCAUCAGCAAACUUACAUAUUUCUUUAUCACUCUGCUGUGCCGUUUCUGUAAAUUAGUGUUUGGAUUUUAUUAUGUAAUUUGUGUAUGCAUUCAUUUUAUUUACAUUGUAAUUCCUACUAUUGCUGAAAUUGACAUUUUAACCGUCAUUAUAUCCAUGUUGUCUGAUAAUGAUAAUGGUUCUUGAAUGCAGUCUCUUUCAGAAAUGCAGUCACAAGUUAAACAUAAUCUCCACCCAGAAAGUGAGACGGUGAUCAACAAACUUAUCAACAUCAAGCUGACAGCAUCUUACACCUAUCUGUCCCUGGGUAUGUUUUUUGACAGGGAUGAUGUGGCUCUCCCCAGCUUCUCAAGUUAUUUCCUCAAACGUUCUGGGAAGGAGAGGAAGCAGGCAGAAAGCCUGUUGGAAUACCAGAACAUGAGAGGUGGUCAAAUUUUGCUGCAAACUAUUGCAAAACCCUGCAGGGAGGACUGGAAGGGAGGAUUGGAUGCAAUGACUUUCUCUCUGGAGUACCAGAAAUCUCUAAACCAGUCUCUGCUCGAGUUGCACCUCAUGGCCAACAGCCACACCGACCCUCAUCUGUGUGACUUCCUGGAGCAGCAUUUCCUCUCUGACAGCCAUGAUGUUAUCAAGCAACUUGGCGAUUAUGUGGGCAGUUUGACCCGCCUGACUUCUUCUGACACCCAGGGGUCCAUGGGGGAGUACCUGUUCGACAAGCAUACUCUGUGACUUGAAAGCAGGAUACUAUUUGCCACAACCUACAUUUCCCUCCAAGAUGGAGAAAAAUAAGAAUUAGUUGAUGAUUGGAAUCCACUUCUAACAACUUCAUACCUCAAUAUUACAUACCUCAACCAAUACCUGUUAUGUAGACAGGAAGUUAACAUGGAUUUAACUGACACAAUUUCUCAUAACAUGUUUACAGUAUUGUGUGAAUGUGUGUGCAUAUGCAUGCUUGGACAUGAUGUUUAUGUAUACUGGUGCAUUUAGGUCCCCAUGGUGCUGUAUUUACCUGGUUACACAACUCCACUGGGUCUACAUUCUUCAGAAAGACCAACUCACUUUUUAAGCUUCUUUUGUAACCUUGUGGUUUACCUACUGCAUAUUACUUCGACUAUUACAUGGAAUGAUUUGGAUUUCGACCAAAAGUUGACUAAUUUGAUUAAAAUAUGAUUCCAAGAA